Molecule: messenger RNA, 2166 nt
Organism: Hirsutella rhossiliensis
Lineage: Eukaryota; Fungi; Ascomycota; Sordariomycetes; Hypocreales; Ophiocordycipitaceae
Product: alpha and gamma adaptin binding protein p34 domain-containing protein
Exons: 4
Coding region: 1-2166 (721 amino acids)
Source: RefSeq, a predicted model, not a curated record
AUGGGCAAUGUCGAACCGCUCCCCUCUCCCAAGCCACCUCUCUCUCCGCUCCAAGAGUCCCGCAGCGCCAUCUCUCUCCAGACAACGGCAGCUGCUCCGUCGUCGUCCUCGGUCGCCGCCGCCGCUGUACCGCAUGGCCAUGAGUCGCUAAGCCGGUACUUCGACGACCCGAUACAAGGCGAAUAUGACAACGACGACCUGCCACCGCUCUACAGCGAACACGCGGAAACCGACGCCGCCGACAGCGCGCCCGUCAAUCCCCUCAUUCCCAGAGGCGGCGACCAGCUCGUCCAGCCGUUUGGGCACGACGGCGGCGGCACGACGGCUUACUAUCUCGACCCGCGGCUCGACUCGGACCCGUCCUUUCUCAUCGACCAUAUUCAACGCCUGGCUGCCGUGCCGCCCCGGCCUUUUGUCCGCCUCCGCGGCACGCACAGGGAGCGCCAGCGUGGCCGAGACAAGGACCGGCACGGCGCCGAUCAGGUCGUCGACUUUGACAUCCGCAUCGAGCUGACGCACCUGCUCUACACCGACAUCACUCGCCAGCAGGCCUGGCGCGGCCUCGUCACCGCCGGCAACUUGGAAAAGGUCCGUCGCGGCACCGUCUUUGCCGAGCGCGCACCCGGCUUCGGUGGCGCGGCCGAAGAGGGUGUCCCGGGCCUCGAGCAGUGGUGCCACCGCUUCUGCGCCAGCCCCGCCGGCCUCAAGUGCUUCACCCUGGAGCGGCGGGUGCUGGGCUGGGACUGGGACCUGCUGAGACGGCGCCUCGAGGCCCUGGUACGCGCGACAAACUACCGCGGCCACGCCGUCGUCAGCUUCCCCGUGCGCGACGCCCGCGUCGACGUGUACAACGAUUGCCGCACCAACCGGUGGCGCCUAACGGGCCGCAUCCGCUUCCUCUUCUACGCCACGUUUCUCUUCCUGUUGACCUGGCCGUGGCUGCUGCUGCGCACGCGCCGCUGGGAGACGGUUGCGGCCGAGUGGCAUGCCAGCCAGCCGACGAGCGUGCCCGGGCGCAGGCGGUACGCGGCGGGCAUGGGCGAGGAGCAGUGGUACAGCCUGUGGGCCACGGCGAUCCAGAGGGCCAUGCUCGAGCGCAGGGACUGCGAGCUGGAUCGCGGGGACCUGGAGAGAGCGCAAGGCGAGACAGUGAUGCAGGUCUCCAACCCGAAACGGGUCCUGGCCGUGAGCCUGGCCAACGAGGCCAACCACCUGAGCCGCGUCAUCAGAGAUCUCUCGGGCUCGGCCCCGGGCCCCGCGUCCACGUCCCUGGCCGGCACGACGCACCACGUUGCCUUCGAGACGCAGUACUACAAGGCCUCGGUCCCCGUCUGGCUGGACCUCAUCGCCUCGCCCGCCGAGUGGGCCGAGUCGUUCCUCUCCGACGAGGCCAGCGAGGUCCUGGCCGUGCUCGGGGGGCUUGUUGUUGUCUUCGCGCUCCCUGCUGCGGGGGCGUCUGGCGACGAGCUGCGCCUGCUGAUAGAGCAUGUCGGUCGCGUUGUGAAUAUGGGCCUUGGCGGGUGGGAGUGGGAGGGCGUGCGGCUUGCUGUGGGCGUGGGCGAGGAUGCGGCUGAUGACUGGGAUGAGCUCUGUGCCGAGGCUGGGCUUGAGUUUGUCCAGGUCGGUGUCGGGCAGCAGCAGCAGCGCGGCCUCAAUGAGUUUGGAGAACGGAUUGGCAUGGCCCGCGUCAAGGAGGCUCUCGAGUCCAACGACUGGGCCCAGACGGACAGCCCUUCCCUCUCCGACUUUGGCGACUUUGAAUCCGGAUCGGACGGACACCCCGAAGCCAACAACGUCGACUUUGACCCAGAAACCCUCGACUUUGGCUUCGACAGGGCCGACUUUGAGGGGCUUAGGAGGGCCAUCUGGAGCGCAGGGCAACGGGACAGCCCUGCCGCUGAGACUGCCGGGGCGAGCACCCGGGAGGCGAAAGCGGACGAUGUUGCGCGAGACGACGACGGCGCCUCUGCAGAGGACACGAGUCUCCAAGGGGGGCCUUGCGUUGAUGAAGGCGACGAGGCCGAGGUCGACGGCGACGACGUGCUUAAGCUAGAGAGGAUGACGAGGAAGCUCCAGGCUGUGAGGGACGCGGGGGCAGGCAUGGGCGAGGCGCAGAGGAAGAAAAUGGCGGCGCGGGCCGUUGCGGAGGCCAUGAAGGAGUUAUGA